Eruca vesicaria subsp. sativa (arugula) is the source of this 1018-nucleotide messenger RNA. The record is from the annotation of a GenBank genome assembly. Lineage: Eukaryota; Viridiplantae; Streptophyta; Magnoliopsida; Brassicales; Brassicaceae.
UUCCCUAAGCAUCCCAAUAAACAUGCUCUAAUAUCCCUUUUGUACUAUUUAUGAUUGGGCAUACCAAAGUGGGGUAAGGAAACACAAAGGUAGAGAGCUAAAUAAGUUUAUUUAGAAUUAGUCAAAACUUAAAAGCAAUCCUCUACUAUGAAUGAUUUUUUGUGGGGUUGCAUUUUUGUGAGUGAAGCAUCUUUUUCAAACUAUGCAGAGGAAACCAAAGACUUUCUCUCACUUACAAAUAUGUACAUUAAGUCAAGGAUCCAAAGCAUACUUGUAUAUGUCUGUCUUAUCUUAGUGUGUUGACAUGUCCCUUGUGUCUUUAAACUUCAUUUUCUCCAUAGAGUGAAAGCAAAAGAAAAGAUGGGCUUCUUCUGUCAUCCACUUACCAAGAUUUGCUGAUUCAUCCCACUCUUGGAUUCUUGUUUUAUUUAUCUUCUUUGUACAACGAGACACUGUUAUGGCUUCUUUGUCUGAAAUCGUGGAGAAAGAGCUUGUAGCAUCACCAAGAAGCAAGCUUUCAAUAACAAGUGAAAGCAGUCUAGCUUCUGUAGCCUCCUUAUCCAUGCCCCUUAUUCAGGAGAUUGUUUUAUCAGCAGACAUCAAAUGUAGUGACUGCCAAGAGAAAAUCGCUGACAUAAUGUGGAGGAUGAUCGAAACAUAUUCGAUAAUGAUGAGCGUGUUGGAGAAGGAAGUGACACUGACAUGUACAUAUUCUGGUGACCGGAGAGUCUCCAAAUCAUAUGGAGAAGCUCUUCUCUGCAAAAUGUCCACCUUCAAGCGUAGGCUAUUUCAUUCUUCCAAGAAACAACAACUCAAUGUUGCUUAGUUUCUGGUUUUUGUUAACAUCCUCUUUUUAAUAAACUCUUUGUUUAGAUGCUUCUUGUAACAAAUAACCUAACAAAUAGAAAAAAUAUUUGAGGAAUGAGAAAAAUAAAAGAGAUUAUUGGGAAGUUAGAUUGCCGCCACUUUGUUGCCAGAGAUUGAUGAUGUCAGUUGCUUGAUUAAGGAGAAUGAUCAU